Hirsutella rhossiliensis is the source of this 1272-nucleotide messenger RNA. Its product is annotated as zinc finger c-x8-C-x5-C-x3-H type (and similar) domain-containing protein. Lineage: Eukaryota; Fungi; Ascomycota; Sordariomycetes; Hypocreales; Ophiocordycipitaceae. The transcript is spliced from 6 exons. The record is from RefSeq and is a predicted model, not a curated record. Bases 1 to 1272 code for a protein of 423 amino acids. Gene Ontology annotation, cellular component: nucleus. Gene Ontology annotation, molecular function: metal ion binding.
AUGUCGGACGAGGAUAAAGAGCUCUUGGCUCGCAUCGGGCAGCUUGCCGGGCAAAUCAACCGACACAAAAACCAGCAGGCUGGGGCCGCGCCAAGCAACCACCCAGCUCCCUACCGCCGCAACGCAUAUAGGCAUGCGAGCGCUCCGUAUCCGCGCGCUGGAUACCGAGGUGGGCGUCCGCCCGUUGCCCAUCGCCACCGAACACUCCAGCUCAGCACUCCGAGGUCUGGCUCUGAAUCAGGCGGUGCCAGCGAUAGCGCCCCGUCGGGAAACAGAAACUGGGUGUCCAGAACGGAUCGCCACCGCCAACUGAUCAACGCCGAUAUAUACGAGAAAGAAGUCCAGAGUCGCACAAAGGCCAUCGAGGAAACCCGACAACGGAAACUGAGGCUCCAGAAAUCUGGAGAGAAGGCGAGGUUCAACGCCUUUUUGCGACGCCAAGCCAACCCUCCCAACCCCUCUGCUGUGCCUACUAACGCUGGCAUUGGGGCUGGCAGAAAUGAAAUCCUGAUUGACGGCAUGCGCUUCCGCGUCGUGGACGGCGGUAAGAAGCUGGUCAAGGCCAUGGAGGACAUUCAUUCUACCCCCUCAACGCCCAAGAGCGCCAUCGUGGCCGGUGUCACGUUUUACCGAACCAAAACAGGCAAUCUUGUUGCGAACCGUGUUGUCCAAGACCACCGCCGGACCGGAGUGGUCAAGAAGAAGAACGAGCUGUGCAGGAUCUUUUCGACGACUGGUUCCUGCCCCAAGGGGCCCGCGUGCCGGUUCCAGCAUGACCCUGCCAAGGUGACGAUGUGCCGAGAUUUCCUCAAGGAAGGGAAAUGCGCCGACGGCGAGUCUUGCGACCUGUCCCAUGAACCGAGCCCGGAACGGGUCCCCAACUGCGUGCAUUUUGCCAAAGGCAACUGUGCCAAGCCUGACUGCCCGUACGCUCAUUCCCAAGCAGCGCCCGGCGCACCCGUCUGCGAAGCGUUUGGCUUCUGCGGCUACUGUGAAAAGGGAGCCAGCUGCACCGAGCGCCAUGUCUUUGAGUGCCCCGACUUCAGCAACACGGGCAGCUGUAAGACCAAGGGAUGUAAGCUUUUGCAUCGUGAGAGGGCAAGCGUCCUUCGAGCCCACUUCAAGAGGGGCGAACCUGAGGGAGACGUGUCGAGCGAAGAUGAAGCCGACGACUCUGACGACAUCGACUCGGACGAGGUGGCCGAGUUGAUUGAAGCCAAGUCGGACGACUCUGACUUUGACGACGACAACAAGGAUUUCUUACCCAUUUAG